UGACUAUAUGUAACCAAUAACCAAUCUCCACCGUCGAUUGACAAAGUUCCAAUCCAACUGCCCCGAGUCCCCAAUCAGCCGGCGUCUUAUAACGGCUUCGUCACUGUUGGUCUCACUCUCUCUGCAACUUCCGGCGGCCAUGUACCGCAUAGCUUCAUCCUUCGCCUCUUCAACUCCUAAGAAGCUGCAGGUCCUCCGCGGUAUUAGGGUUUCAUCCAAUAGGAACUAUGUGGCGCAAGGUCUCACCUUCCACAUUGGGCCUCGCGCCGCCUUGUUUGAGGUUGCCGACGCUGCCAAGUUCACCAUGGCCGCUCUCCUGCAACGCGUCUCUCACCUCGCGGAGGCCUACGGAGUUACCAUGGGAUCAAAGGAUGCCAAGGGCAUUGGUUGUUAUGAGGACAAGUACAAGAAUGCGAGCGAAACGCUUGCGAAACAGGCUACUAAUACUGCUGGAGGAGAUGGUACAACUUCUGCUGCUGUCUUGACUAAGCAGGCAACAGUCACAGAAUGUUGCCAGUCCAUAGGUGCUGGGGUUCCCUCUAUUUUUGCAAAUGGUCAACGAGAGAUUGGAGAGUUCUUAGCAAGGGCAUUGGAGAACGUUGAAAAGAAAGGGCAUGUUAUAAGUGAAGAUAAAAGUUUCAGUAUCGACAGACUGCUCAUGUCACCCACAUUAAAUCAAUUGAUCCGUCAUAAUAGAACUGAGAAAAGUCGCACGAACCGUAAUCGAGCUUUGGAUAAAUGCCCCCAAAAGCAAGGAGUAUGCCUACGGGUUUUUACGAGAACACCCAAGAAGCCAAAUUCAGCUCUGCGUAAGGUAGCCAAAGUAAGGCUAAGCAAUCGAAAUGAUGUAUUUUCUUACAUUCCAGGUGAAGGUCAUAAUUUGCAGGAACAUUCUAUGGUCUUAAUAAGAGGGGGCAGAGUGAAAGAUUUGCCAGGUGUGAAAUUCCAUUGUAUCAGAGGAGUUAAGGAUUUGCUGGGACUUCCAAACCGAAGGAGAGGCCGAUCAAAAUAUGGCGCAGAGAAGCCCAAGAGUGCCUGAAAACAGCCUGUAGUUUUGCCUUCAUAUUUGACUCUGUUGCUGAGUGACUGAAUGCUUUUAAGAGAGCUGGUGAAAUUUGGAAAACAAAAUUUUUACUGAGAUAGUAAUAAAAAUCUAGUAGUAUUCUUGUUUGAGAGCUUGGAACAAUGGAAUUUGGAUUCUUUGGUACUGAGGUUCAAAAGAUAAUAAUUUUGUGUAGGAAUUCUUCUUACUUUGUAUGACUAAAGUAGUUGUAAUGCUUCCAUUUCUGUA
Rosa chinensis is the source of this 1291-nucleotide messenger RNA. Its product is annotated as chaperonin CPN60-like 2, mitochondrial. Gene Ontology annotation, biological process: translation. Gene Ontology annotation, molecular function: structural constituent of ribosome. The coding region runs from base 140 to 1039 and encodes 299 amino acids. Gene Ontology annotation, cellular component: small ribosomal subunit; ribosome. The record is from RefSeq and is a predicted model, not a curated record. The transcript has 6 exons. NCBI's taxonomy places the organism in Eukaryota, Viridiplantae, Streptophyta, Magnoliopsida, Rosales, Rosaceae.